AUGUUAAUCUUGCUACAACAACAAUGGCUGAAGUGCAUGAAAAUGAAGUUGACAUUAAUGAAGAUAAUAAUUCUUUACAUGGGGAGGUGGAGGAACAGGCUGAGCACAUCAUGUUGGGGCAGAGGAGCAGGCUGGGUAACACCAUCUGUGAUAGCAUUAUGGGACUAUGCACAGGAGAUCAUACAAGACAAUGUAGAAUACACACAAAGUCAUCCACACAUGCCACACCCUGCUCACCCCCCCAUCCAAAUAUUGUGCUGUGACAGAUGCCUCCUAGCACUGAUGGUGGAGGAUAGGCACAAAGUGGUGAUUUGGCUAUGGCAGGAGUUAAAUGAGAUUGAGCACCUGUUGGGUUCAGAGCACAUUUAG
Suillus subaureus is the source of this 369-nucleotide messenger RNA. RefSeq lists its product as uncharacterized. The coding region runs from base 1 to 369 and encodes 122 amino acids. The transcript has 5 exons. The record is from RefSeq and is a predicted model, not a curated record. Lineage: Eukaryota; Fungi; Basidiomycota; Agaricomycetes; Boletales; Suillaceae.